GGCACCUUCGGUUUUUAGCAUUCUGCUGCUGCUGCUGCGCAAUUCCACUAACUUUAAAAUUAGGAUACAAGCAGCUGCAGCUUUGGCUGUCCCAGCAACCAUCAGUGAAUAUGGAAGAUCUUUUUUGGAUGUCCUUCAAGGCGUGGAGCAUGUCAUUGAAAAUCUAAGGUCGGAUCAGAUUUCAAUGCCAUCAAAUUUGAAGUAUAGGGUUGCACUUGAAAAGCAGGAGGAGAUUUAAACGGACACGUUGGAAAGGAUGGAAGUGGGUAUGAACAAAUCCAUGGAGGGCAUGGCUUUGGGGUAACAAGGGAAAAGUUGACCUCAACCAUGUUGCAUGUGCUUUCUCUUUCUUCUCAAAUUUACGAUCAUGGUGUGCACGAGUUUCUUGGCAAGAAAUCAUCAUUCCUCGAGGAGUGGCUUAAAGGGUUGUGCUUCUCAUUGCGGGCACCAAAUGAUCUGCUUGAUGCAGAGUACUCUUCCAACCGUGACAAAAAGAAAGAGAUGAUAUGCCUAGCAAUUAAGUCUUUAGUUGAGGUUUUUGAAGCCCAUGAUCUUAAUGCUAUUGCUCUCAGGUAUCAAAAACUGUGCAGUAGCAUAUGACACAUCCAUCUACACUGUUGAUUUUCUGUUGUCAUAUUGCUGCUAACAUUCUCAAGCGGAGUAUGAAAACUGGUGUUAGUUGUGGUGAUGAUGGAUUGAAUUUCUGGGCCAAUGUAUCUUUUUGCAUCUCUGAUCCUUCCCUAACCGUUUUGUUAAAAAGAAAAAGAAGUGGGAUGG
Messenger RNA from Cuscuta campestris, 777 nucleotides. The record is from the annotation of a GenBank genome assembly. NCBI's taxonomy places the organism in Eukaryota, Viridiplantae, Streptophyta, Magnoliopsida, Solanales, Convolvulaceae.